Musca vetustissima is the source of this 663-nucleotide messenger RNA. RefSeq lists its product as uncharacterized. The transcript has 2 exons. The record is from RefSeq and is a predicted model, not a curated record. NCBI's taxonomy places the organism in Eukaryota, Metazoa, Arthropoda, Insecta, Diptera, Muscidae. The coding region runs from base 1 to 663 and encodes 220 amino acids.
AUGCGUUCAUUUAUUAUCUUGUGCAUAGUUGGCUGGGCUAGUGCCGGUCGCUUGGGUUACAACUAUGAACCAUCAGUUAGUAUUAGCGGUGUACCAUUCGGAGGUUACAGUUCUCCAUCAUACAGUUCCCCAUCGUAUAAUACACCCUCAUUCCCCGCUCCCCCAGCCGUCGAAUUGAAUAAAGAAUUCUACACAUUUUCUGCACCAGAAAAUGAUUUCAAUGAUCUACAUUUGGCUGAACAAGUAGCGAGUACUUUGAAACAAUCAGUUCGUGUCAUCUUUAUCAAGGGUCCUGAAAAUCAUAGUUUGGAAAAUGCCGCUUUGGCUUUGGCCAAACAAGCUGCCCAACAACAAACAGCCAUCUAUGUACUCAACAAACAACCUGAUCUUAAUGAGUUGGCCCAUAAACUUAAUAGUCUUGGCACCAACCACAACUUUCGACCCGAAGUCCAUUUUGUUAAAUACCGCACCCCAGAAGAUGCUGUCAAUGCCCAACAUGCCAUCCAAAGCCAAUACGAUUUAUUGGGCGGUAGCUCACAGAAUUUUAAUGGUGGUGUUGCUCCUGUUAUUAACUUUGCUUCAGAAGCUCCAGUUGCGACAUCUGGAACUGUGAAGUUUCCAGAUAAUACAUAUUUGCCAUCAUCGAUUUUUCAUAAACGGUAG